Messenger RNA from Gavialis gangeticus (Gharial), 3554 nucleotides. RefSeq names its product membrane metalloendopeptidase (gene MME). The coding region runs from base 11 to 2263 and encodes 750 amino acids. The transcript has 22 exons. Gene Ontology annotation, biological process: amyloid-beta clearance; protein processing. The record is from RefSeq and is a predicted model, not a curated record. Gene Ontology annotation, molecular function: metalloendopeptidase activity. Gene Ontology annotation, cellular component: plasma membrane. NCBI's taxonomy places the organism in Eukaryota, Metazoa, Chordata, Crocodylia, Gavialidae.
AAUUUGGGUUAUGGGAAAGUCAGAAAGCCAAAUGGAUAUAACUGAAAUGAACACUCAAAAAACAAAGAAAAAAUCACGAUGGAGUUCCCUGGAAAUAGGGCUAUCAGUUGUAGUGAUUCUGCUAACUAUUAUAGCUGUCACAAUGAUAGUUCUGUAUGCAACAUAUAAGGACAGUGUUUGCAAGACUUCAGACUGCAUAAAAUCAGCAGCCCGAAUCAUUGAAAACAUGGACACCACUGCAGAGCCUUGUAAAGAUUUUUACCAAUAUGCCUGUGGAGGAUGGCUAAAGAGGAAGGUCAUUCCAGAGACAAGCUCCCGUUAUAGUAACUUUGACAUUUUAAGAGAUGAACUAGAAGUUGUUCUGAAAGAUGUCCUUGACAAGCCAAGCAAUAACAGCAUAGCAGCAGUGCAGAAAGCAAAAACUCUGUAUAGAUCAUGUAUAAAUGAAACUGCUAUUGAUAACAGAGGUGGAAAACCUUUAAUUGAUAUAUUGCCAACCGUCUUUGAAUGGCCUGUUGCAACACUUAACUGGGAAACUGUCUAUGGUGUAAACUGGACAGCUGAGACAGCUAUUGCACAACUAAACGCUAAGUAUGGGAAAAAGGUCCUCAUAAAUUUUUUUGUUGGCACAGAUGACAAGAACUCCACAACGCACAUCAUUCAUAUUGAUCAACCAGGGCUUGGCCUGCCUUCUCGUGACUACUAUGAAUGCACUGGAGCAUACAAGGAGGCAUGUUCAGCCUAUGUUGCUUUCAUGAUUUCUGUAGCUAAGCUGAUUCUUCAGGAAAGAAAUUAUCCCAUCAAUGAGGUCCAGAUUUCCAAAGAAAUGGAAAGAGUUAUGCAGCUGGAGAAAGAAAUUGCCAAUGCUACAACUAAACCUGAAGACAGAAAUGAUCCAAUUCUGUUAUAUAAUAAAAUGACAGUGACACAACUCCAAAAGAACUUCACUUUGCGAGUCAGUAGUAUGGAAUUCAACUGGUCAAAAUUCAUAAAUAAUAUCAUGACAACUGUGCAAAUUAAUGUUGAGAAUAUAGAGCCUGUGGUUGUUUACGCUCCAGAAUAUCUAAUCAAACUCAAGUCUAUUCUUAACCAGUAUACUCCCAGAGAAAUUCAAAAUUACAUGGUUUGGCGAUUCAUAAUGGAUCUUGUAAACAGUCUCAGCCGUAACUACAAGGACACAAGGAAUGCCUUUCGUAAGGCACUGUAUGGCACAACAUCAGAAACUGCUGUUUGGCGUCGCUGUGCAAACUAUGUCAAUAGUAAUAUGGAAAACGCUGCGGGACGAUUAUAUGUACAGGAAGCAUUUGCUGGAGAGAGUAAACAUGUGGUUGAAAAUAUGAUUGCUGAUAUCCGUGAGGUUUUUAUAAGAACAUUAGAUGAACUUAGCUGGAUGGAUGCAGAAACCAAAAAGAAAGCAGAACAAAAAGCUAAAGCAAUUAGAGAAAAGAUUGGCUACCCAGAUGAAAUCCUGACAGAUGAUAAUAAGCUGAAUAGUGAAUAUCAAGAGCUGAACUACCAAGAAGAUCAGUACUUUGAGAACAUCAUUCAAAAUUUGUUAUUUAACCAAAAGAAACGUCUGAAGAAGCUCAAAGAAAUUGUGGACAAGGAAGAGUGGAUAAGUGGAGCUGCUGUAGUCAAUGCCUUUUAUUCUGCAAGCAGAAAUCAGAUAGUCUUCCCUGCUGGCAUUUUGCAGCCACCUUUCUUCAGUGCAUCCCAGCCCAAAUCCUUGAAUUAUGGUGGCAUUGGCAUGGUCAUUGGUCAUGAAAUCACCCAUGGUUUUGAUGACAACGGUAGAAAUUUUAAUGCAAAUGGGGACCUCAUAGACUGGUGGACUCAAGAAUCAGCACAGAAUUUUAAGCAACAGUCCCAGUGUAUGGUGUACCAGUAUGGAAACUUUUCAUGGGAUCUAGCAGGUGGACAACAUCUGAGUGGAAUCAAUACUCUGGGAGAAAAUAUUGCUGAUAAUGGUGGUGUUAGACAAGCAUAUAAGGCUUACGAAAACUAUGUUAAAAAGAAUGGAAAUGAAAAACUGCUUCCUGGGCUUGACAUGAACCAUAAGCAGUUGUUCUUCUUGAACUUUGCACAGGUCUGGUGUGGAACAUACAGGCCAGAAUAUGCUGUUAACUCCAUUAAAACUGACGUACAUAGCCCAGGGAAAUUCAGGGUGAUAGGAUCGUUGCAGAACUCCCUAGAGUUUUCUGAGGCCUUUUCAUGCAACAAGACAAACUUCAUGGAUCCUGUAAAAAAGUGCCGGGUUUGGUGAUAGAACUAUGUAUCCCAAAGAGGAGCUUCUCAGAUACAAAGAAAUUGGGAAAUAAUUAAGGGAAUAAAUGUUCUGUAAAAGUCACUGUAAGUGUUAGAAAUCAAGAAUGCACAUCUGCUGAACUGAUACUUCAAAAUAGUUGAUUUUUCAAUUUACAGACUAUCUCCAAGGCAGCAAAUAUAAUGUAUAUUAGCUGCUUGUCUUUUGACUGAACCUUGCAAAAUGUAAAUCACUUACCCGCAUAUGUAGUGCUUCACUCUUAGUUUAUUCCCAUUUCCCAUUUGCUCUACAGAUUUUUUUAUUCUCAGAAGGGAACACUUAAUCACCUACUUCUCUGCGAAUGUAUAUGCCUGAUCAGAUGGAAGAAAGAAAUAUUAAGUAAUACAAUAUUUUGGACACCAAAACAUGACAAUGAGACAACAGUUUACAUCAAAUGUAUCAAACUUUGUACUUCUUUCUCUCAUGAUAACUGCUCUACCAAAUAUUUGCUCUCAUUUUACUUGAGACCAUUUCUAUAACAAAAGUCCAAAGACCUGGUAGAAUACACUGAUGUUAUUUCUUAGUAAUUAUUCCAGUGUUUAAUUCACUAUUUUCUUUUAGUAAAUACUGCUUUGCAGCCAAAUUAAGAAAUGUAGAUAAUUUAUUCAUUUUCAAGCAUCUAAUCAGUAAUGUUGUGAUCACAGUUUUCUAAGCAUUUUCUUGUUUCUCCAAACUUGGUCUUUUUAAAGGUUUGUAGUAAUGUAUAAAACAUAGUUUUAUAUUUAAUUCUGAGCUACACUUAUGACUUGAAGUAACUGUUAUAUAUUUUAUCAGUGAUUUCAUAAAUGGAAAAUUUUGGUUAAACCUGGUAUGAUACUAUAGGAUGAAGUCCAAAGAUCUCAAAAGGAAUACACAGAACAGUGACUUUUGAGAUCCAUUGUUUGGGCUUGAUCCUGAAAAUGCGUUGUUACAGGAAUUUAUCAACUAGUCCCCUUGAAGUUAAUGGGACUGCUCCCAUAAAUAGAGAUAUCCAAGCACUGGCAAGACUGGAUCUAUCCUCAGGAUAAGCAAAAGGCUUUAAAUCUUCUAUAAAAUAUAGGAAAUGCCCUCCUGCAGGUUGCCAAGGAACUUAUUGCUUCUUAUAUAGAAGCAAAAUGAGAUUUCAAAGAUAUAUAUACCGGAUACCUCAGAUGACUGUAAUGGGUAUAUUUAAAAACCUGUUAAUUUUAGCUUUUUGAUUUUGUCAUCUGAUAAAAACAUUUUGAUAAUAAAUUGAAAGUAUGAGCCUAGUGCUCAAUAUUGUCUAAGAGUA